AUGUUUGAUAGGAAUAGAAAACGACGGUGGAGCAUAUAUGUUGUGGAAGGAGGACACAAUGACGACAAGGCUGCAGUAGUACUAAGGUUGUCGACGGCGACGAUAGUUAUGGCUGUGGUUGGUAGGGUUGGUGAUGGCAACGAUAGUGAUCAUGGUAGUGGAGGUGGUGGCAGACAUGGUAGUGGAGGUGGUAGAGUUGGUGGCAACGGUGGCAGAGGCGGUGGUGGUGACAGUGUCGAAGGUAGUGGUGGUGGUAGAGGUGGUGGAAGUGGCAGUGGGUUGGUGGCAGCGGAAAGGGGAUGUGGUGAAUUCAUAUAUGAAUAUACGUAA
Molecule: messenger RNA, 330 nt
Organism: Lactuca sativa (garden lettuce)
Lineage: Eukaryota; Viridiplantae; Streptophyta; Magnoliopsida; Asterales; Asteraceae
Source: RefSeq, a predicted model, not a curated record